Staurois parvus is the source of this 2338-nucleotide messenger RNA. The record is from the annotation of a GenBank genome assembly. Lineage: Eukaryota; Metazoa; Chordata; Amphibia; Anura; Ranidae.
AUGGCAGAAGCCCACCAAGCCGUCGCAUUUCAGUUUACAGUAACUCCAGAUGGCAUUGACUUGAGAUUAAGUCAUGAAGCUCUGCGACAGAUCUAUCUUUCUGGCCUCCACUCGUGGAAGAAGAAGUUCAUUAGAUUUAAGAAUGGAAUCCUCACCGGCGUCUUCCCAUCAAGCCCUACCAGCUGGUUAGUGGUGGUGGUUGGCGUGACAUCAGCGCAAAUGUAUACCAAAGUGGACCCGUCACUAGGAUUAAUAGAGAAAAUAAACCAAGCACUAGCUACAACCGGAUACAUGACCAGUCAGACUCAGAACAUUGUCAGUGAUGUUAUCUUUGGCACUGGUCUAUGGGUGGCUCUCUUUGCCACCAUGCGCUACUCCCUGAAGAUGCUCUUGUCCUACAAAGGAUGGAUGUUUGAGGAACAUGGAAAGCUCUCCGCCACUACUAGGAUAUGGAUGGGAAUGGUGAAGUUGUUCUCUGGACGAAAGCCAAUGCUGUACAGUUUCCAAACUUGUCUUCCUCGCCUCCCAGUGCCAGCUGUUAAGGACACAGUCAGAAGGUACUUGGAGUCUGUUAGGCCCCUCAUGGAUGAGCAGCAGUUCAAGAGAAUGGAAGGCCUUGCUGAUGAUUUUGCCAUUAACCUUGGACCAAAACUUCAGUGGUACUUGAAACUGAAAUCAUGGUGGGCCACAAACUAUGUAAGCGACUGGUGGGAAGAGUAUAUCUACCUCAGAGGCCGUGGACCAAUUAUGGUCAACAGCAAUUACUAUGCAAUGGAUUACUUAUAUGUGUUGCCAACCCAAAUCCAAGCAGCAAGAGCUGGCAAUGCCAUCCAUGCCAUUUUGCUCUAUCGAAGAAAACUGGACAGAGAAGAAAUUAAACCGAUUCUGCUGAUGGGAUCCACUGUUCCACUAUGCUCAUCUCAGUGGGAGAGAAUGUUUAAUACUUCCCGGAUCCCUGGAGAAGAAACAGACACCCUUCAGCAUGUAAAGGACAGCAAACACAUUGUUGUCUACCACAAGGGGCGCUACUUCAAAGUGUGGCUCUAUCAUGAUGGACGAUUACUGAAGCCCAGGGAGAUUGAACAGCAGAUGCAAAGAAUAUUGGAUGACAAAUCUGAGCCCCAGCCUGGGGAGGAGAAACUGGCUGCCCUUACUGCUGGAGACAGGGUACCCUGGGCCAAUGCUCGUAAAACCCACUUUGUAAAUGGAAAGAACAAGCAGAGCCUGGAUGCUGUUGAGAAAGCUGCUUUCUUUGUAACCCUGGAUGACACUGAACAGGGAUACAAGAAGGAUGACCCUGUGACAUCUCUUGACAAAUAUGCCAAGUCUCUCUUACAUGGAAAAUGUUAUGACAGGUGGUUUGAUAAAACAAUUAGUUUCGUUGUGUUCAAGAAUGGGAAGAUGGGCAUGAACUGCGAGCACUCCUGGGCUGAUGCUCCAAUUGUGGGCCAUCUCUGGGAGUAUGUUAUGGCAACAGAUAAACUUGACCUGGGAUACCUAGAGGACGGACAUUGUAAAGGAGAUACUAAUCCUAGCAUCCCACCACCAAGCAGACUGCAGUGGGACAUCCCUGAAGAGUGCCAAAACGUGAUUGAGAGUUCCAUGACUGUUGCCAAAGCUCUUGCAGAUGAUGUUGAUUUUCAUUCAUUUCCUUUUGACAAUUUUGGCAAAGGGAUUAUCAAGAAAAACCCGAACAAGCCCGGAUGCCUUUGUCCAGUUGGCUCUUCAGCUGGCACAUUUUCGGGACAAAGGAAAAUUCUGCCUGACCUAUGAGGCCUCCAUGACCAGAUUAUUCAGGGAAGGCAGGACUGAAACUGUGCGUUCUUGUACUAUUGAAUCCAGUGAAUUUGUUUUGGCCAUGGCAGAUCCCAAACAAAGCAAUGAAAAUAAAAUUAAGUUAUUCAAGGCAGCAGCAGAGAAGCACCAACAGAUGUACCGCCUGGCCAUGACGGGAGCUGGAAUUGAUCGUCACCUCUUCUGUCUCUACGUGGUGUCAAAAUACCUGGGGGUUGACUCUCCUUUCCUUAAAGAAGUUCUGUCAGAGCCAUGGAGACUGUCCACCAGCCAGACACCACAGCAGCAGGUUCACCUUUUCCAAUUGGAGAAGUACCCAGAAAAUGUUUCAAGUGGUGGUGGCUUUGGACCUGUUGCUGAUGAUGGUUACGGUGUCUCCUAUAUCAUUGUUGGUGAAAACCUGAUCAACGUACACAUAUCAAGCAAAUUCUCCAGUCCAGAGACGGAUUCACAUCGCUUUGGACAACACAUCAGACAAGCAAUGCUUGAAAUUAUGGGUUUAUUUAACAUCAGUACAAACAACUGCAACAAGGCCAAGAAGUAA